AUGGAGCAGACAAAGAAUUUAUUUGAUGAUUUGGUUGUUUCCCGAAUCGACCAUAGCACACAAGACCCAAACGUCGGUUUUGUUGAAACGUUCUAUCAGACUUCUGCAAGAGCCCUGACCCAUCUGUGGAAAACGCGUUUCCGUCUUCAGGUACGUGGUAAAUACAGAAAUAAGUUAAAGACAGAUAUUGCACACAUUAAACUGUGGCAGCAGUAUUUCCCCCAGGGGCGCCUCGACAUUAUAAUAGAGCGAUCAAGCUCCUUGAAAAGAAACGUUGUCGAGAUCCUGAGGGGAAUUGGAAAAGUCUUGUUGCCUUAUUUACUGUCGAGUUUUGACGGCACCUUUGAUAAGUCAAACAGCGAAACUGAAUUCUACCGGAAUUUAGUACAGGACCUGAAGACUCAAUUGGAGCAAUCAGCCAUUAUGCUCGUUGCUAACAAUUCGGAAGACGACUCUUCUGGUAUGGAAGCUUCUGAAAGCUCCGAUAGCUCCGAUAGCUCUUCUUCACCUACGGAGCGUGAUUUUAGUUGGCUUGACAGACUUCACGGUUACAUCAAUUGCUUGAUGGACUUGUCGUCAGUCAUCGAGAGAGCCCAUUAUUGUCUCCAACAAGAGCAGGACGCACCAACUAUCUCGCUUAAAAGUAGCUUCAAUUUAUCAGAGAGCGUGCGACCAUUCGCUAUGCUGAUUCAGGAUCGGUUCCCAAAAGCAUCAAUUUCUUUGGUAGAGCGCUUGGCGGAAGCAAAUCUUGAGAGAUCUCUUCGUAUCAGAGAGCUUAUGAGCCAAGAGAACCAGCACGACGGGGACCACCAAGUUCAAGAUGAUGCUGGGACCUUAUUUAAACCUUUUUCAAUUUUUCAUGAUUCUGGGAUUGGUAGUUCUGUCCCUGCGAAUUCGUAUGGCGCUCCCACUGUGGCCUCUCACACCUCGUUUCUUUCCGUUGCGACAGAGGUAGCUUUUGGACGCCCUAGGGUGCCUCCCUUACCACAACUGCCUGGGAAACGCUUCCAAUGCGAUUACUGCCGGAAAUUCAUAUCCAUGCAGAAUCGGAUUGAAUGGAAGUAUGUACCGGGGGAAGAAAGAUCCUGGCGAGAUUGA
Molecule: messenger RNA, 1098 nt
Organism: Penicillium odoratum
Lineage: Eukaryota; Fungi; Ascomycota; Eurotiomycetes; Eurotiales; Aspergillaceae
Exons: 2
Coding region: 1-1098 (365 amino acids)
Source: RefSeq, a predicted model, not a curated record